Molecule: messenger RNA, 915 nt
Organism: Onychostoma macrolepis
Lineage: Eukaryota; Metazoa; Chordata; Actinopteri; Cypriniformes; Cyprinidae
Gene: h2bk1
Exons: 2
Coding region: 81-434 (117 amino acids)
Cellular component (GO): nucleosome
Molecular function (GO): DNA binding; structural constituent of chromatin; protein heterodimerization activity
Source: RefSeq, a predicted model, not a curated record
GCGGCAAACACGUAAUUGAGAGAACGAAAUAUUACUCAGUGUUAUUAAUAUUAAAAAAUAUAUAUAUAUAAUAAUCCAGUAUGUCCAACGAAGGCGCAAAGAAGAAAGGUAAAGUACCUGGGGAAAAAAAGACGUCUAAACGGAAAGCAAAGAGGAGGGAAACUUAUGCAGUGUAUAUCUACAAAGUUUUGAAGCAGGUUCAUCCCGACACUGGUAUCUCCAGCAGGGCGAUGAGCAUCAUGAACUCGUUUGUUAAUGAUGUGUUUGAGCGCAUCGCUACAGAGGCCUCACGGCUCGCUCACUAUAACAAGCGGUCGACCAUCACGAGCAGAGAGGUGCAGACCGCCGUCCGGCUGCUGCUGCCCGGAGAACUCGCCAAACACGCUGUGUCAGAGGGCACCAAGGCCGUCACCAAAUACACCAGCUCCAAGUGAUCACCCGUGAGCUGUCCAAGAGCCGGAGGAGCAUUUCAGUUCAAAAAAGUCAUAUGUAAAAUGGGCCAUGUUUGCAAUCACUCUUCAAUAUUAAUAAAUGCACACAAAAAAUUCAGUGCAACUGUUCAUUAUCCUGAAUUAGAAAAAGAGUACAGAAGAACACUGCAAGGAAGAGAGAAUGAGAUUGAUUGACCAUACCAUAUGUACAAUGAAUGUACUGGUAAUGUCUUCUAUGGUAUAUGUCCACAAACAUGGGAAUGCCAUUCUGAGUUUUGUUACUAAAAUAUGACCAUUUUAAAAAUGUCCACCAGUGCCGCUACCAUGGAGUUACUGAAUUCCAUGAAUAUGUAAUAUAUAAUGAAUGAAGUCAUGAAUUUACAUAAAUGUUAGUUGAUGCAUAAGAUUCCUGAUUUCAAAUGUGUAAUGAGGGUAUAAUUGGAUUAAAUGUGAUUUAGUGACCAAGGAAAGUCUGAGUUUCUCA